AUCCAGCAUGACGAAUAGUCGAUUCUGCCCAUCGCGACCCGAACAAAACUCGAUUUUAAAACGUAACAAGCAAUAUUAAACCCACAAUGGAUCAAUCAAAAGAUGCAGAUGAGGCAGAGGCGGCAUGCGCUGGAUGCCUCAAUUCAGUCCAUGACAAUGAAUCCAUCUCAGCAUUGGGCCAAGACUGGCAUGUCGAGUGCUUCAGGUGCACAGUUUGCGAUGCAUUGCUCUCAAAUUGGUAUUUUGAGAAGGACGGGCUGUUAUUCUGUAAGAAUGACUACUGGAAUCGCUUUGGUGAGAGCUGCCAACAGUGUGCGCAGAUAAUCACAGGCCCUGUGAUGGUAGCAGGUGAACACAAGUUCCAUCCCGAGUGCUUCUGUUGCACACUGUGUUCAAUUUUCAUUGGUGAUGGAGAUUCAUAUGCCUUGGUCGAGAGAUCCAAGCUGUAUUGUGGUGUUUGUUACAAACAACAAAUGCAACCACUGCAGAAAACAACGCGGUAUCCUUUUAUAACAAAACCACAUUCAAUUCGCUUGGUUGAACUGCCCACAGGUCCCAAAGGCAUCAAAUUGACUUCAGAUCCAAUCGCACAAAGCCAUUUGACUAUAUCACAGUAAUUUACCUCCACAGAACAAAAAGAAGCCAUUAUUAAUCCACCGGAAGUGAAUUCCAAUACUUCCAUUGAUACAGAAGUAAAAGAAAGGUUAUUUAAACGUCGAGAUGAAACCGGUUGUUGCACCGCACGUUCCAGACAGUUAUUACGACGUAAACAUAACCUAGAAACACGCCCGUCAUUGGAUAAAGAACGCAGCAGUUCCAUGAGUCGUUUAUUGGAUGAUUUACCCAAUAAUAAACGUCCGAAUGAACUGUCAAGAGCAUAUUCAUUCUUGGAGUCUAAACCACAACAACGAGCGUCGGAUUUGGUUAAGGGAGAGUUAUUAGGACAGGGAUUCUUUGGACAAGUGUUUAAGGUUACAACGAGGGACACUGAAGAGGUUAUGGUGUUGAAGGAGUUGUAUAGAGUCGAUGAGGAAGCACAGAAGAAUUUCUUAAAAGAGGUGGCUGUUUUGAGGAGUUUACAUCAUAAUAACGUGCUGAGAUUCAUCGGGGUGUUGUAUAAAGAGCGCAAGUUGCAUUUGGUGACUGAAUACAUCGCCGGCGGGACGCUAACCGAACUUUUACACGAUGACAAGCAGAUUUUGGCGUGGCAACAGCGCGUGUCAUUCGCCAGGGACAUUGCGGCUGGUAUGGCGUAUCUACAUUCGAUGAAUAUUAUACAUCGUGACUUGAAUUCGCAUAAUUGUUUGGUUAGAGAGGAUAAGACUGUGAUUGUUGCGGAUUUUGGUCUUGCACGUAUAAUAUCACAGAAUACUGAUAGUAUACGACGCUCACCGAAUCACAAGUGUAAUAAUCAACAGAAACGUAAUGAAAGGAAGAAACGUUACACAGUUGUGGGUAAUCCAUACUGGAUGGCACCGGAAAUGAUGAAGGGGAAUAAAUAUGAUGAGAAAGUUGAUAUAUUUAGCUUUGGCAUUGUUUGCUGUGAGAUUAUUGGUAGGGUACAGGCCGAUCCAGAUUUUUUACCCAGGAGUAACGAUUUCGGGCUGAAUCAGAGCGAUUUCCGGGAGAAAUUCUGCGCUAGUUGCCCGGAACCUUUCUUUCAAGUGGCUUUCCUUAGUACGGAUCUUAAUCCGGAUAAACGGCCGCCUUUUGAGGUUAUAGAAGUGUGGUUAGAAUCACUUGCAAUUCACCUGUCGGUUGGAUGUCCGUUACCAGCGGAUUUAUUGUUUGAUAUACAACAUUUCAAAGGUAUAAGUCCUGCUUCCAGUGGCAGUAAUACUCCGGAAGGUGGCGCUGGCGCUGGUGGGCAUCGUAGUCCAGUCGCACUGCAACCAAUCACCGAAGGUAAACUCAUCGUGGAUAACAUUUCAAAGUCACGCAGCUCGGAUUGUAUCAAACCGCUGGAUUCCAACCUCAAAAAGAAACCGAAGACGAUUUUGAAGCGUGCGUUGGCUACGCAUGCGCAUACACCCUGCGCCAUGUUGGGCACGCUGUCAAAAAGCGUGGAGAAUUGUUCUCUGCAUUCAUCCACGAAUGAUUUCGAUGAAUUCUGCACGAAAUCAUGCGAUGAUUUUAGUAAUACUUUAGUUAUUGAUAAAACAAUGACGAAUCAAGAGUUUCCGAAUUAUGAAAACAUAGAUUUUUUAAAGAACGACGCUGCGUAUCUAAACGAAUCGGAUAAAACCCACAAACAGAGUUUAUGUCCCGUAAAAUUAAAAAAACCGGUUCAAGUACAACCUGUUGAGAAUAACCUCAAAGAUAUCAAGGAUCAUCGUCAGUCACUACGAAAAGUCCCCAAGAAUUUCACGCGGAAUCGGUUUUUAAAGACGCAGCACUUGGAUAGGUUAGAAGAAGGUUGUGUCAAGGACAAACUGUCAACUUGUGGUAAACGCAGUACUUUAGAGGUUACAAAACCUCAAAAACAGAAA
Messenger RNA from Dalotia coriaria, 2489 nucleotides. RefSeq names its product LIM domain kinase 1-like. Gene Ontology annotation, biological process: actin cytoskeleton organization; protein phosphorylation. Gene Ontology annotation, cellular component: cytoplasm; nucleus. Lineage: Eukaryota; Metazoa; Arthropoda; Insecta; Coleoptera; Staphylinidae. Gene Ontology annotation, molecular function: ATP binding; protein serine/threonine kinase activity. The record is from RefSeq and is a predicted model, not a curated record.